Molecule: messenger RNA, 2880 nt
Organism: Plasmodium reichenowi
Lineage: Eukaryota; Apicomplexa; Aconoidasida; Haemosporida; Plasmodiidae
Product: translation initiation factor IF-2, putative
Exons: 1
Molecular function (GO): translation initiation factor activity; GTPase activity; GTP binding
Source: RefSeq, a predicted model, not a curated record
CUGGAUGCUAUUCUGGCCGAAUUAGGAAUAGAAGAAAAAAGAGAAGAUGACGUAAAAGCAAAUGAAAACGAGGAAAAUGAACCUACAAAAAUGUCCAAGUCCAAAAAGAAAAAAGAAAAACUCAAACAAAAAAAAGAACAAAUGAAAAAUAAAGAAGAUGAUGAGAAGGAUGAUGAAAAAGGUAUAGACGAUGAAAAAGAUACAGACCAAAAAAAAGACCAGGAUGACCAAAAAGAUGAUGAUAACCAAAAUGAAGCGGAUAAUCAAAAUGAAGGUGAUAACCAAAAGAAGAAAAAAAACAAAAAGAAAAAAGAUAAAGAAAAAAAAGCAGGAGGAGCAGCAGGAGCAGCUACAGGGGGUAUGUCUGAAAUUGCUAAAGCAGCUGCUGAAAGAUUAAGGUUAUUAAAAGAAUAUGAAGAAAAAAAGAAAGAAGAAGAAAGAUUAAAAAAAGAAGAAGAAGAAGAAAGAAUUAGAAAAGAAGAAGAAGAAAAGGAAAAAAAAAGAAUUGCUAAAUUAGAAAAAAAAAUGCAAUUAAAAAAAGAAGGUAAAUUAUUAAGUGCUAAAGCGAAAGAAGAAAAAAAAAAAAAUGAAAUAUAUUUAAAACAAUUAAAAGAAUCAGGUAUGCUAAUAGAACCAAGAGAAAAAAGCAAAUCUGAAUAUAUAAAUCUAGAUAUAAAUAAAACGAAAUUGUUAUUAAAAAAGAAAAAAAACAAAUCAAUAAUGGUACCAACAUCAUCAAAUAAUAAUAAUCUAAAUGAUGAUGAUAAAAAUAAUAAACAAAUGUUGUCAAAUAGUAGCCUUAAAUUAAACGAAGAAGAUGAAUUACAAGGUUCUCAAAAAGUAGAUGAAAAAGAUAUUGUACUAGAUAAUUGGGAAGAUUUUUUACAUAUUGAUGAAGCAAAAAAAAAGGAACAAGAAGAAAAUGAAAGAAAAGAAAAAGAAAGAAAAGAAAAAGAAAAAGAAGAAAGAGAAAAGGAAAGGAAGUCUGUUAUGAAUAAUAAUAGUAGUAGUACAAAUUAUGGUAGGAAAAGUAUUAAUAUUAAAAAUGAUAUAUUAAUGAGAAAAGGAAAUAAGAAAAAAAUCGAUAAUGAAUUAGAUGAUGAUGAUAAUAAUGAAUAUAGAUCUGCUAUUGUUUGUAUAUUAGGUCAUGUAGAUACAGGGAAAACAAAAUUAUUAGAUAAGUUAAGACAUACAAAUGUUCAAGAUAAUGAAGCUGGUGGUAUAACACAACAAAUUGGAGCAACAUUUUUUCCAAAAGAUGUAUUAGAUAAAGAAAUAAAAAAAAUUGAUGAUACAAUUAAAUGUUUAUCAAAAGGUAUUAUGAUAAUAGAUACACCUGGACAUGAGUCUUUUUAUAAUUUAAGAAAACGAGGUUCAUCUUUAUGUGAUAUAGCUAUCUUAGUUAUAGAUUUAAUGCAUGGUCUAGAACAACAAACAAAAGAAUCUAUUCAAAUAUUAAAACAAAGAAAUUGUCCAUUUGUUAUAGCAUUAAAUAAAAUAGACAGAUUAUAUAUGUGGAAUAAAAAUGAUUGGUCACCAUUUAAUAAUACUUUUAAAAAACAAAAACCAGAUACACAAGAAGAAUUUCAUGAUAGAUUGAAAAAUAUAAUUAAUGAAUUAUCAGAACAAGGUUUAAAUUGUCAAUUAUAUUGGGAAAAUAUGAACCCAAGAAAAUAUGUAUCCAUAGUACCAACUAGUGCCAUAACAGGUGAAGGUAUAGCAGAUCUAAUUAUGGUGUUAGUAAAGUUAACACAAACAUUUAUGUUAAAAAAUAUACAAUAUCAUGAUAAAUUAGAAUGUACUGUAUUAGAAGUAAAAAAUAUUGAAGGUUUAGGAACAACAAUAGAUGUUAUCUUGACAAACGGUAUAUUAAGAGAAUCUGAUACCAUUGUGUUAUGUGGAAUCAAUGGACCUAUAGUAACCGUGAUUAGAGCAUUAUUAACACCACAACCUUUAAAAGAAUUAAGAAUUAAAAAUGAAUAUAUACAUCAUAAAUAUAUUAAGGCAUGUAUAGGAGUAAAAAUAUCGGCGAAUAAUUUAGAAGAAGUCUUAUGUGGUACAUCAUUAUUUGUUGUAAAUAAUUUAGAAGAAGAAGAAGAAUAUAAAAAGAAAGUAAUGACAGAUGUAUCUGAUGUAUUUAAUCAUGUAGAUAAAACAGGUGUGGGUUUAUAUGUUAUGGCUAGUACUUUAGGUUCAUUAGAAGCAUUAUUAAUUUUUCUGAAUGAUUCCAAAAUUCCAGUAUUUGGAGUAAAUAUAGGAACUAUUCAAAAAAAAGAUGUAAAAAAAGCUAGUAUCAUGAGAGAAAAAGGAAGACCUGAAUAUGCUGUAAUAUUAGCCUUUGAUGUAAAAAUAGAUCCAGAGGCCGAAAAAGAAGCAGCUCUUCUAGGUGUAGAAAUUAUGCAAAGAGAUAUCAUUUAUCAUCUCUUCGAUUCAUUUACUGCAUAUCUAAAAAAAAUAGAAGAAGAGAAAAAACAAAGCAAAAUUACAGAUGCUAUAUUCCCUUGUGAACUUUCAGUUAUAAAUGAUUGUGUAUUUAACAAAAAAGAUCCAAUCGUUAUAGGAGUAAGAGUAGAAUGUGGUCAACUCAAAAUAGGAACACCCCUUUUUGUACCAGAAAAAAAUAUUAAAAUAGGUAAUGUAGUAAGUGUUCAAAGUAAUAAAAAAAAUUUCGAUAAAGCCAGAAAAGGAGAUGAAGUAUGUAUUAAAAUUUGUGGGGAACCACAUGUAACAUAUGGGAAACAUUUUGAUUCAACACAAAAAAUUUAUAGUAAAAUUACAAGAGAAAGUAUAGAUGUUCUCAAAGAAUAUUUUAGAAGCGAGUUAACAAUGGAAGAUUGGAAGCUCGUAGUACAGCUCAAAAAAAUAUUUAACAUUGUAUAA